CGGAGAGGCUAGUUCCAUGUGGGCGUAUCUGUGGGGGUGCAUCCGAAAGAUAUAAAGCUGGGAUCCAUCGGCUAGAUCUUUUCAUUGCUCAUCUUCGAAGAUGUGGAUACGCGUAACGAUCGCUCUUGUUAUAGCCUUCGUGGCUGCAGUUUUGGCCCAGGGCGAUGGGCGUUAUCGUCCUCCGCCCACGCGGGCGAGUGCCGGAGAUGGACGCUAUCGCGGUGGCAACGAUGGACGAUACACUGGCGGCAAUGAUGGACGCUAUCGUGGCGGUAACGAUGGCAAAUACACUGGCGGCAACGACGGACGCUAUAACCACAUGGACAACAAGUACGUGCACGACGAUCGUCCUGGUGGGGAUUACACUGGAGGAAGUGGUCGCUAUGUGCAGGACAAGAACAAGGGCGGAGGAGGAGGAGGCGGUGGUGGUGGCGGUGGAUCUGGGGCAGGACGUGGUGGUGCAACCGUGGCCGUGCCAAGACCCACAGCCAGACCCCCGCCAAGACCCACCACUGCUCCACCGCCGGCGGUGAUCGAUCCAACUGCCAAUUUGCCCAAGGGAAAAGGCACCGGCGAAGGUGGUAAUGGCUGGGCCAUCAUCCGCCAGGAGGACGAUGUGGAGGUGGAUGGCUAUCACUACCUUUGGGAAACGGAGAACGGAAUUUUGGGCGAGGAAAGUGGUCGCAUCGAAAAGCUGACCGAGGAGGAUGGCCUCCGCUCCAAGGGCUUCUAUGAAUACACAGGACCCGAUGGUAUCCUCUAUCGAGUGGACUACGUGGCGGAUGAUAAUGGCUUUGUCCCGAGUGCUGCCCACUUGCCCACGGCACCACCCCCACCGCCCUAUGUUGAAAAACUGCUGGCUUAUCUGGAAGCAAAUGCCAAGGCAAAGAAAUAAAUUCUGUCUAAAGUUUAAAGAGAAUAAAUCGUUGUGCCAUAAAAAUA
Drosophila subpulchrella is the source of this 942-nucleotide messenger RNA. It is a transcript of the gene Cpr49Ab, whose product is annotated as larval cuticle protein LCP-30. The coding region runs from base 101 to 895 and encodes 264 amino acids. NCBI's taxonomy places the organism in Eukaryota, Metazoa, Arthropoda, Insecta, Diptera, Drosophilidae. Gene Ontology annotation, molecular function: structural constituent of chitin-based larval cuticle. The transcript is spliced from 3 exons. The record is from RefSeq and is a predicted model, not a curated record. Gene Ontology annotation, cellular component: chitin-based extracellular matrix.